CGAAAGAGUCUUCAGGAUGUUUGAUGUUUUUGUCGGACAGUGAGAACUAAAGAUUUUUCUCCAGGGCAGGAAUCAUGAUGCGUGUUGCACCUCUCUUCACUUUUCUAGUGUGUGUGAGUCUGUCAGGGGCCCAGCAUGAGCCAGGCUAUUGUGUUUUUUAUGAAGAGUGUGGUCGUAACCCGCUGCUAGAAAACACCCUCAUUCCUCCCAUUGUCCCAUGUCUGAAUUACACCCGCGCCCAGCCCGUCACAGGAGAACACUACAAGAAACUCAAAGCGGUGUGCCCCAUGUUUGACCAGGGGGAGAACAACACGUACGCCUGCUGCACCAUCAGACAGCUGAGAUCCCUGGAAGCCAGCCUGAGCCUGUCCCAGGCUGUUCUCGUCCGCUGCCCUGCCUGUGCUUACAACUUUGCCCACCUGCACUGCAUCAACACCUGCAGUCCUAACCAGAGUCAGACAGUAAAGGUCACAAAGGUGAUGAACGUCACUGAGCUCAACGUGACGAGGGAGGCUGUGGUGGGUUAUCAGGCAUUCAUCAGCAACACCUUUGCAGACGCCUCCUUCAAUUCUUGUAAAAAUGUCAGGAUUCCAGCCACAAUCGGAGGCUACGCCAUUUCCACCAUGUGCGGUCGUUAUGGAGCAAAGCUGUGCACCCCCCAGCGCUGGUAUGAUUUUCAGGGGGACUCCAGUAACGGCUUGGCUCCACUGGACAUUGACUUCAGAUUAAUAGAAGAAGGAGAUGCCACGGGGGUGCCAGAGGGUGUGAUUCCCUACAACGGGCAUGCUCUGAUGUGUAACGAGACCACACCUACAGGUGGGGAAGUCUGCUCAUGCCAGGAUUGUCAAGCAUCAUGUCCGAGUGUGCCACCUCCCCCACCGGUCGCCCCCCCUUUCACAUUGCUGUCGAUUGAUGGUUAUCUUGUAAUUUCUAUCAUCUUACUCUUUCUCCUGAUACUUUCCUUCCUGCUGUACCUCUUUGUCUCCUAUUGGGUGACGUCUCGUAACAGAAAAGAUGAAGAGAAAGGAAAACAUAAGGGCAAAGGCAAAGACAAGAACAGUAAUAACGUGACUCAGCAAGUCAUCAAUCCAUCAGAGGUGACAUGUGCUGAGACAAACAGCCUGGCUGCUCAGGAUUUCCUGAGUUCACUGUUCCAGAUUUGGGGAACCAUUAUGGCUACCUAUCCCCUCACUGUAAGUACCCUGAGCCAGUAAAAGUAGAAACUAUAGCUGUGGGCUAUUUUCUCUGCUGGCCUCAAGAACAUUGAGCUCACUACCGAUCCGGUUGAACUGUGGUCUGCCCCCAAUAGCCGGGCUCGCCAGGAGAAAGACUUCCACGACACAUACUUUGACCCCUUCUACAGGACAAACCAACUGAUCUUAACAGCACCAGGAAGAAAAGGCCAGAUUUAUGACUCGCUGCUGUUUGGACCUCAAAACUUUAGCGGGAUAAUGUCCAAAGACAUCAUCCUUGAACUGCUGGAACUACAAAAUCGAAUACAGAAAAUCGAGUUUUGGUCAGAUGAUCUGAACCGGAUAGCGAGCUUGAAGGAUGUGUGUUUUGCACCACUAAACCCAAACAACCCUUCCCUGACUGACUGUGCAGUCAACAGCUUGCCACAAUACUUCCAGAACAGCUUAGACAACAUUAAUGCUAAGGUGAAUAUGACUGAGCUGGGAGUGACUAAAGAGGUGGACUGGAGAGACCACCUAAUCUACUGUCUUGGCUCUCCGUUGUCCUUCAAAGACAUCACAGAUUUAGGUAUGAGCUGCAUGGCUGAUUAUGGAGCUCCAGUCUUCCCAUUUCUGGCUGUGGGAGGCUAUGAGGAUGAUGCAUUCAUCAGUGCUGAGGCCUUAAUCCUGACCUACUCCCUCAACAACUACGCUCGCAGUGACCCCAAAUUCAAAGUGGCUAUGCAGUGGGAGAAAGAGUUUCUUAAAAUUGUCCAGGAUUACCAGAAAGACCCGUCCACCAACUUCACUUUUGCAUACAUGGCAGAGAGGUCUCUGGAAGAUGAGAUUAAUCGAACAACAGCAGAAGAUAUCCCCAUCUUCAUGAUCAGCUAUGCUGUAAUCUUUAUUUACAUCGCUGUGGCACUUGGCGAGUACUCUUCAUGGAAACGCAUACUGGUGGACUCCAAGUUUCUGGUUGGUUUGGGUGGGAUCCUGGUGGUUGCCUGUUCUGUCCUGGCCUCUAUGGGUUUUUAUUCCUGGAUUGGUAUACCCUCCUCACUGGUUAUUCUUCAGGUCGUCCCCUUCCUGGUGCUCGCGGUUGGAGCUGAUAACAUCUUCAUCUUUGUUCUGGAGUACCAGAGAGAUGUGCGUAGGCCUGGGGAGACGCGACAGCAGCAGAUCGGUCGUGUCCUUGGAUGCGUGGCUCCCAGCAUGCUCCUGUGCAGUCUUUCUGAGUCUGUCUGCUUCUUUCUAGGGGCCCUGUCCACUAUGCCAGCAGUGAAGUCCUUUGCUCUCUAUGCUGCUUUGGCUGUGCUCAUGGACUUUGUCCUCCAGAUGACAGCCUUUGUUGCGCUGCUGUCCCUGGAUGCCCGGCGCCAAGACAACAACCGCUGCGAGCUGCUCUGUUGUGUUAAAGUGUCCACACAGCGUCCCAAAAAGCCAAAUGAGGGCUUUCUGAUGCCCUUCAUGAAGAAAUACUAUGCCCCUGUCCUACUGCACCGCUACACCAGGAUCAUAGUGAUGUUGGUUUUCAUCUUCAUGCUCUGUGGAUCCUUAUUCCUCAUGAUGAAUGUGAAAGUGGGUUUGGAUCAGGAGCUUGCUAUGCCUCAGGACUCUUACAUGCUGACCUAUUUCCAGUACCUGUACAAGUACUUUGAAGUCGGAGUCCCUGUUUAUUUUGUAACAAAAAAAGGGUUUAACUUCAACUCUGUGGAGGGCAUGAAUGCAGUCUGCUCAAGCGUGGGCUGUGAUCAGUUCUCUCUGACCCAGAAGAUCCAAUAUGCCACUGAUUACCCUGAACUAUCCUAUGUGGCUAUCCCUGCUAACUCGUGGGUGGAUGAUUUCAUUGACUGGUUGAACCCGGAAUCGAAAUGUUGUCGUCUGUACACCGAUGGUUCCAGUAUAGGACAGUUCUGUCCUGCAAACCAAACUGGUUUCGGCUGUCUUAAAAAGUGUCUGACAAAACCUGAAGAUGGUAUCAUAAGGCCCACUGUGAAAGAAUUCAACCGCUUCCUCCCUGACUUCCUGACUAAUAGGCCUGACCUGCAGUGCCCCAAAGGUGGUCUAGGUGCCUAUGACAAAGCAGUGGUGAGAGAUGAAAGUGGAGAAAUAAUGGCCUCUCGGUUCAUGGCUUACCACACACCUCUGACCAAUUCCCAGGAGUUCACUGCUGCCCUGCAGAAGGCCAGAGAGCUGGCCUACAACAUCACUCUAAGCAUGAGGAAGGUGCCGGGCACCUCGCCUGACUUUGAAGUAUUUCCUUACACGAUAACUAAUGUAUUUUAUGAGCAGUACUUGACAAUUGUGAAUGAGGGACUCUUCAACAUCUCCAUAUGUCUGUUGCCGACCUUCGUGGUCUGCUGUCUGUUGCUUGGCUUGGAUGUGCGCUCUGGCCUGCUCAAUUUGCUCACCAUUAUCAUGAUCGUUGUGGAUACUGUUGGUGUCAUGACGCUGUGGGGCAUUGACUAUAAUGCGGUGGCCCUCAUUAAUCUGGUCACGGCGGUGGGCAUUUCUGUUGAGUUUGUGUCCCAUAUGACGAGAUCCUUUGCACUUAGCACUAAGCCCACACGUGUGACAAGAGCAGCCGAGGCUACAGCCAAAAUGGGCAGUGCAGUGUUUGCUGGUGUUGCUAUGACUAACCUGCCAGGCAUCCUUGUGCUGGCGUUGGCCAAAGCACAGCUCAUCCAGAUUUUCUUCUUCCGGUUAAAUCUUGUCAUUACACUACUGGGAAUGGCUCACGGACUUAUAUUCCUCCCUGUGCUGCUCAGUUAUUUUGGUCCCGGUGUAAAUAAAGCCGUGCUGCUGCAGUUCCAGCGGGAAAUAGAAGAGGCCAAGCAAAAGGCGGAGAAGGACAGCCAUGUGAGACAAGCUUAUGAUAACGUCAGCUAUGAAGACAGUGAAAAACAUUCAGACACAUUCUUCUGACUGAGUGUAUCUCGGUCCAUAAUGGAAGAUAGGACUGGACAGCUGUGCAAUAUUUUUGAAGCAAUGCACUGCAAUGCAACAAACUAUUGCAAUGAGGGUCAAACUUCCUGAAUCAACAUAUGGAAAGCGUAUUUGAUCAAGGGUUUGACAAAGAAUUGUGAGUUAGUCAUUUUGUAUUUUUAUUGAAUGUAAUUAUUUGUUAUGUGGGAAAGCUUCACAGUAGCAGUGUUUAGACUCAUCAAAAUGAACACACUCUCCACAGUAAAAUGUGCAAUCAGUGAAAAAAAUAUUAACUAUGUUCAUUAUGUGAAUGAAUAACCGCACUGAAAACAUUAUAGUUUUCCAUGAUUAUAAAUAAGAAAUGUAAUGGCUUUGCAGAAAUGUAUAUUUUGUUGUAAUAUGUAUUUAAUAUGUUCUUUCUAAGUACACAAACACUUUCCAACAACACUUCCAGAACUCACAACAUUGUCUUGUUUAAAUUCUUUGUAAUAUAUAUUAGAAAAAAAUGGCUCUGGCACUUAAGACCCAAGAUCCAGCCAAUUUGGGCCCAAAAAAUGUGUUUGUUUUUUUUCAGAUAGUAAGAGAAAAAAUAAAGGAAACACUCUUCAAACUUUGUGAGUCAUUUCAUGAAAUUAAAAUGUCCACUGACAUCUUUUACCUACAGCUUUUUCUUGCAAUUAGCCCGACUUUGUGACAACUUUCUCCCACCAAUAAAUUUUGUCUACGAGACAUUUCAUUUCUUUAAAUCUGGUGAAUUUUUAGGAACAUAUUUUUCUUUUCUCCAUCAGUUUUCUGGUGGAAAUGUGUUUUUUUUCUCUAAAGGAAAAAGAAAAACAGGCAUCAGGUAUAUUAUCCCUGCUGAGCCCAUAAAGACAUGAUUUAUUGUUCUGUCCCCUUUUGUGUUUUCCAGGCUUCACAGGUGAGAGAUGGAGUGUAAAGACUUGACGUUUCUGCCUGAUAUCAGGCUGCUUUUGUGUAUUUUGUUUGGGGAACUAAUUAAUUUCAUUUAUAUCCCCCUGGACUUUAACAUCUACAAUGUGUUCCAG
Molecule: messenger RNA, 5143 nt
Organism: Archocentrus centrarchus (flier cichlid)
Lineage: Eukaryota; Metazoa; Chordata; Actinopteri; Cichliformes; Cichlidae
Gene: npc1l1
Product: NPC1-like 1
Exons: 22
Biological process (GO): sterol transport; cholesterol homeostasis; intestinal cholesterol absorption
Cellular component (GO): plasma membrane
Molecular function (GO): lipid carrier activity; cholesterol binding
Source: RefSeq, a predicted model, not a curated record